Molecule: messenger RNA, 1392 nt
Organism: Fraxinus pennsylvanica
Lineage: Eukaryota; Viridiplantae; Streptophyta; Magnoliopsida; Lamiales; Oleaceae
Source: the annotation of a GenBank genome assembly
AUGGGUUCACUGCCAAAAAAUGUUGGAAUUCUUGCCAUGGAAAUUUACUUCCCUCCAACUUGCAUCCAGCAGGAAGUGUUGGAGGCUCAUGAUGGAGCAAGCAAAGGGAAAUACACAAUUGGGCUUGGACAAGAUUGCAUGGCAUUUUGUGAUGAAGUAGAAGAUGUCAUUUCAAUGAGUAUGACAGCUGUCACUUCACUUCUUGAGAAGUACGGGGUAGACCCAAAACAAAUUGGUCGUCUGGAAGUUGGAAGUGAGACUGUGCUAGACAAGAGCAAAUCCAUCAAGACAUUCUUGAUGCCAAUCUUUGAGAAACAUGGAAAUACUGACAUAGAAGGUGUUGACUCAACAAACGCAUGCUACGGGGGAACUGCAGCAUUAUUCAACUGCGUCAACUGGGUAGAAAGUAAUUCAUGGGAUGGACGCUAUGGACUUGUAGUCUGCACAGAUAGUGCGGUCUACGCAGAUGGACCAGCUAGGCCAACUGGAGGAGCUGCUGCUAUUGCCAUGUUAAUAGGGCCUAAUGCUCCUAUUGUAUUUGAAAGCAAGCUCAGAGCAAGUCAUAUGGCUCAUGUCUAUGAUUUUUACAAGCCGAAUCUUGCCAGUGAAUAUCCAGUUGUUGAUGGCAAGCUUUCUCAGACUUGUUAUCUCAUGGCUCUCGAUUCUUGUUACAAUAGCUUCUGUUCCAAGUAUGAAAAAUUGGAGGGCGAGCAGUUUUCAGUUGCUGAUGCUGACUACUUUGUAUUUCAUUCUCCUUAUAACAAGCUUGUACAAAAGAGCUUUGCUCGUCUAUUGUUCAAUGAUUUUUCGAGAAACGCCAGUUCCAUUGAUGAGGCUGCUAAAGAAAAGCUGGCCCCUUUCUCAUCUUUAACUAUCGAUGAAAGCUACCAAAGUCGUGAUCUUGAGAAGGCAUCCCAGCAAGUCGCGAAGGUAUUUUACGAUACAAAGGUGCAGCCAUCAACUCUAAUACCAAAGCAAGUUGGGAACAUGUACACUGCAUCAAUGUAUGCUGCAUUUGCAUCCCUCCUCCACAAUAAAAGUAGCACACUGGCUGGACAGAGGGUGAUAUUGUUCUCCUAUGGCAGUGGUUUGUCUGCGACAAUGUUUUCACUCCGUCUCAACGAGGCUCAACAUCCGUUUAGCCUGUCAAACAUUAAAACUGUCAUGAACGUUUCAGAGAAAUUGAAGUCAAGGAAUGAGUUCCCUCCAGAAAAAUUUGUCGAAACAAUGAAGUUGAUGGAGCAUAGGUACGGAGCAAAGGACUUCGUCACGAGCAAGGACUGCAGCCUUCUUGCUCCCGGCACAUACUAUCUGACAGAAGUCGACUCCAUGUAUCGAAGAUUCUAUGCCAAGAAAGGUUACGAGAAUGGCACAAUAGCCAAUGGUCACUAA